AGAAACUGUAUUGGCCACGCUUUUGCCCUUGGUGAGAUUAAAACGGCUAUUGCGAUGAUCCUUCGAAAGUAAGUCAAAAAACUAAAACAACUGUAGUUUGAUGAUAACGAGGCGAAUCAACUCUCAUUUUUACAGGGUUAGUUUCUAUCUCAAGUUAUUAUAUGCAGAGUCCCUUUCGCAGGCAACUCGCGUUGAACUUGUUUUCGCUGAGCCACUUGAUUAUAAGUGUUCCAUACAUUGAUUCAAUGUGUUUUUGUGUUCCUCAACAUGAGCGCUGACCUCGUCCCCGGGAAUGCUCGUCUUUGGAGAACGAGAAGACUCUGGGGACAAUUUUACAUUAGCCUCCGCUGCAGGCUAGUUCAAGUUCACUACAAAUACUUAAGCGGCCUACGGCUAGGGGGCAUGUACUCACGUGACUAGGGGCUCUAUUUCAUUGGAAGAGAAGAGAGUGUUUACAUGAGAAAAGAGUUGAACUUGCACAGGAUUAUUGUAACACCGUAUUGAUACACCAGUAGGCAGGCCUUUCUGAGGGUGGUGGGGGUGAAUAGACCAAUAUAAAAAGGCUUUAUAAUUGCUGCAAAGUGAUAACUUGGUUGCCUUCUUACAUGUUUGAUUUAAGCGUAGCCCCACAGAACAUUGUAUCAAAUGAAGAUCUCCAAUCUCACCUGAUUCUUAAAGCGAGGAAUGGCAUCGUGGUCAAUAUUUCACCGAGAUCCACUCCUUAG
Messenger RNA from Porites lobata, 725 nucleotides. The record is from the annotation of a GenBank genome assembly. Lineage: Eukaryota; Metazoa; Cnidaria; Anthozoa; Scleractinia; Poritidae.